UUAAAUAUAAACUUUUUUUUUUUUUUUAGCAACAUGUGCUCUUCUCUUCAAUGCAAUGGACGUCCGGUACUGGAGAUGCGUGAUGAAAAGGAGCGGACAAUGUCCAGAUGAAGACAUUAAAUUCUUUUUGUACACUCCAAAGAGCAGGUAUCGGAAGGAAAUCGACAUAAGAAGCAACGUACCAUUGAGGUACAGUGGAUGGAACCCUGAGAAGAAGAACGUUAUAAUAAUCCAUGGAUUCAACGGCACAGAGAGCAAAGUACCCAUGACCUAUAUCAGGGAUGCAUAUAUCCGACGAGGGGACUACAACGUGUUCACAGUGGACUGGGAGGGUAUCGGGAGGUUCCCUUGCUACCUCUCCUCGAUCAGCAACACCCGGCUGGUGGCUCAGUGCUCCGCUCAGUUCUACAGCUACCUCACUCACAACGGCGCCACUUCCGAAGACACGAUCUGCGUCGGCCACUCUUUGGGGGCCCACAUCUGCGGGAUGAUGAGCAACCACCUCUCCCACAAGAUGUACAAGAUAAUUGGACUGGAUCCGGCCAGGCCUCUAGUGGAUAGGUACGGCGGUCGCAGCUUCAGGUUGACUCGGGAUGAUGCUCAUGUGGUCCAGGUCAUCCACACCAACGCAGGGCUACUGGGAGAGCUGCCACAGGUUGGCCAUAUCGACUUCUGUGUUAACGGAGGACGGAUGCAGCCUUCCUGCGCUAACGUUGGCAAGAGGAUAAGGCAAGCAAGAUGCAGUCAUUUUAUGAGUGCGUGCUAUCUGGCUGACACCACUGGAGAAAGUGGAAAACAAUUUAGAGGUGUUCCGUGUACAAAAUCAUGUAAACGGAUACCAGGACUGGAGGGGAUUUCAGUUCCUAUGGGCGAGCAUACACCAGAUACAGCGAGAGGAACCUACUGCGUCUCUAUAAGUCAUAUACACUCCUGUCCUUUUGACUAG
Molecule: messenger RNA, 946 nt
Organism: Nezara viridula (southern green stink bug)
Lineage: Eukaryota; Metazoa; Arthropoda; Insecta; Hemiptera; Pentatomidae
Source: the annotation of a GenBank genome assembly